Messenger RNA from Sycon ciliatum, 1584 nucleotides. RefSeq lists its product as uncharacterized. Gene Ontology annotation, biological process: intracellular protein transport; vesicle-mediated transport. The record is from RefSeq and is a predicted model, not a curated record. Bases 324 to 1031 code for a protein of 235 amino acids. Gene Ontology annotation, molecular function: GTP binding; GTPase activity. Gene Ontology annotation, cellular component: cytoplasm. Lineage: Eukaryota; Metazoa; Porifera; Calcarea; Leucosolenida; Sycettidae. The transcript is spliced from 4 exons.
CUACUGCACCGGCCUGCGCUGCCUCGUGAUCUGUUUUGUGGCGCCCUGGCUCUAGCCUUGGCCUUUGCAGUGCACGGUUGUAGGUUAGAAUGAUGAUCACUAUUCGUACUCUAGACUAGUCUAGUCUAGAUGGAGCAUGCAGGCGAGGACCAAUAAAUAAGCGCGCUGGUUGAUUGGGGAGGCAGUUUAGAACGCUCAACACGUCGUUUAUACUAUUAUAGUCGUUUAUAGCAGAGGAAAAAUUCGGACACUUUUGUAAGACUAGAAUACAUGUAGAUACAUUGCUGCCGACUGCCGUAACUGUUACUUGGCUGUAGAUAACAAUGGGUUCGUCCGUGAGUGCAGUCUGCAAGAGAUUUAUGAACAAGAAGGAGAUGCGUCUGCUGUUCAUGGGUCUUGAUGCAGCGGGAAAGACGACUAUAUUGUACAAGCUGAAGCUGGGAGAAGUGGUCACAACGAUUCCAACAAUCGGCUUUAAUGUGGAAACAGUGGAGUACAAGAACGUCAGCAUCACGUCCUGGGACGUCGGUGGCCGGGAUAAGAUUCGUCCGCUGUGGAGACACUAUUACCAGAAUACCGAUGCACUGGUGUUCGUUGUGGAUAGCAAUGAUAGAGAAAGAUUGGAGUAUGCUCGCGAGGAGCUGCACCGCACAUUGGGUGAAGACCAGUUGAAGGAUGCUACUAUACUGGUGUUUGCCAACAAGCAGGACUUGCCGAAUGCCAUGAGCAAGGAUGAAGUUGUUGAUGGACUGGGACUCAAGGAGCUCAGGAGCAGGCAGUGGGCUGCGUUUGGUUGCAGUGCAACCACCACUGGCAAUCUGAAUCUAUAUGAGGGUUUGGAGUGGCUCACCAGUGCACUGGCUAAUAGUGAGGUACAGAAAGCUGUCACAGAACCAGUGUCGCAAACAGUGACGGACGCCAAAGGUCUUUCAAGCAGGCUUCUCUCGCCGGUGUCACAGUGGUUCAAGCAGCUAAGCAAUACUCACUGGUUUUCUCAGACAUCUGGCACUACUGCUCUCAGCAGCUCCUGAACUAUGAUCCUGGCACCAGCUAAACCUUGGUUGAUUCCCAUUCCCUUGAAACAACCGACUUUUCGAACUUUGCCAUACAAUGUUUAGCAUACAUGCGGUAAAUACAUGUACAUUGUAACUUCCAGUAUAAUUAAUUUAUUAACGAUUCAAACUGCUGAGUACAGUACCAGGCUGAAUGCUGGCGGCUUAUUUGUUUUAUAGUGAGGCAGCUGGAAAAGGCACUCACCUCAAGUGUGAGUUUUUGUCAAGGUCUUUGCUAUAGUUCUUGCUUUUUGCUUCUUUUUUUUAAUAAAAAUGCUUUGCUUCACGGAAACGUCUUUCAUUGCGAAGAGCUGCGCUUCUGUCCUCUGAGCUGUGCUGAGGAGCUCUAACAGAGCGAAACAGUUGCUGGCCACAGAUUUGAGUUCUUGCUUUUUGUAUAUUUUUUAAAACUGUUUUUCUAACUUGAAUGGAAUCAGACAUAGUCAAAUACCCAUGUACCCAUGUAUUAUGAAUUUUACUACCAGGCUUUACUGUAAAUACUACAUGUUCACCUCAUGCUUUAUUAUGAUUA